CUAAUAACGAAUUUCAGUUGUUGUUGCUUUUUGUUGAAACAUCAAAGUCAAUUUCUCGAAACUCGAAUCAGUGAUCCCCGGCCAGAAUUACCGCAGCAAUAGCAUUUCCACACCCACAGCAACCCAUCCAGAAGCAACAACAACUGCAACAGCAACAAAAACAAGAACGGCAACCGCAACGAGAGAGUAACAAAUUAAAUUUGGUUUUAGCCAUACACAAAAAAAUCAGCUACAAGCGCAAAGAGAGGAAGCCCAGAGACAAGAGACACAAGAGUGGAGCAGCCGAGUAGCAGAGGAGAGUAGAAGAGCAGAGAGCAACAACAACAGGAGCAUCCAUCAGCAAGUGGCAGUCCCAAACGAAGCCGUUUCAAGCAGCCCAUCAAAAUCCGUUACCGUUCCGUAGGGGAAACCAGCAACAAAGUCAGAAACACAGCACAAAUAUGUCGAGCGAUUCGAGUCGGCGUAUCCAAGUGCCCGAGGAGCUGAAGGAGGUCCUUUUGCAGUUCUCCAUUGCGUAUCUGGUGGAGCAGCCGCCGGAUGUGAUCGAUUAUGCCGCUGACUAUUUCAACAAGCUGCAGGCCAAUCGUCCGGCUCCGGCCAAUCAGGAUCAAAGUCAGGAUGAUCAGCAGAGCAUCAACUCCCAGGAUGGAGAAGAGCCACCAGUUAUGCAAAACUCUCGCCGUAAAUCAGUCUUUGCCGAGGCGUACGAUCCGGAGGCGGACGAUGAUGAUGAGGGAGCCACUGCCAUAUUCCCCAAAACAGAUGAACAGCGCUCACGGCUGGUGGAGUCGGUGAAAAAUGUUCUCCUCUUCCGUUCGCUGGAAAAGGAACAGAUGAACCAAGUGCUGGAUGCGAUGUUCGAGAGGAAGGUACAGCCGGGCGAUUAUAUCAUACGCCAGGGCGACGAUGGCGAUAACUUUUAUGUUAUUGAAUCGGGCAUCUACAAAGUCUAUAUUAAUGACAAGCACAUUAACACCUACAAUCACACUGGACUUUUCGGCGAAUUAGCGCUGCUCUACAACAUGCCCAGGGCGGCCACCGUGCAGGCGGAAACCAAUGGUCUACUUUGGGCCAUGGACCGUCAGACCUUCCGACGCAUUUUGCUCAAGUCUGCAUUCAAGAAGCGAAAAAUGUACGAGGAGUUGUUGAACAACGUGCCCAUGCUCAAGGCCUUGCAGAACUAUGAACGCAUGAAUCUGGCUGACGCUUUGAUCACCAAGAGCUUCGAGGGCGGCGAACGUAUCAUUAAGCAGGGUGAUGCUGCCGAUGGCAUGUACUUCAUUGAGGAGGGCACCGUGUCCGUGCGCAUGGACCAGGACGAUGCUGAGGUGGAGAUAUCGCAGCUGGGCAAGGGCCAGUACUUUGGUGAACUGGCGCUGGUGACACAUCGGCCACGUGCCGCUUCCGUAUACGCCACGGGCGGCCAUGUCCGGCUUGCAUUCCUCGAUGUCAGGGCAUUCGAGCGUCUGCUGGGACCGUGCAUGGAUAUUAUGAAGCGCAACAUUGAUGACUACGAGUCACAGUUGGUGAAGAUAUUUGGUAGCAAAAACAAUAUCACUGAUACACGAUAAAAAGUCUGAACCACCAAUAAAUAAAUCAAUCAAUCAAUCAACCAGCCACCAUAACCAACUAUAGCUAUGACUACAAAUACAAAUACAGCAGGAACAACAACCAACACCUGCGAAAAAGGACACUUGCAGGCUUCCUAGGAUUUUAAUUAGAAUUUCAUUUGGAAAUAUGAGCAAUACCACACCACACCACUCCACUCCACUCCACUCCACAGGAACAGACAAGAAACAGAACAAGAGAUAAAACCAAUCAGCAAACAAAGCACAAAUACCAAACAAGCUAGCACCCACACAAGGACACAGAAGAAUCAUUAAAACUUAAACAUGAAUAUAUAAUUGAUAAUUGAAAUUAAUCUAUAAUAAUAUGCUAAAGAUAAUGAUAAAUGAUAAAUCAUGAUGAUGAUGUGAAUGAGGGCAAUGUUGAUCAUGUUGAGAAGAAGCUUUGCAAUGUUUCUAACUUAAGAAAUGAGAUAUCAAACAAGUUAAGAAUUGUAUUGUAUGUACGAGUAUUUAGCAAUUGUAAUUUGUAAUGUAAUUUGUAUUCAAUUGAGCGUUAAAUUCGAAGAACAACAGAACAGCAUUAGCAAAUCGAUUGGCGGCUGCUCAACGGAUGGAAUCUACUGUUAAAUUUGCUUAUUUAAGUUUUGUUUAUUCAUAUAUAUUUUUGUUGUUAUCCAUUGAUUUAUACAUAAUUUAGUCAUAGUCCACUUAUUCUUUCCUUGGCUGCUAACUAUUCGAUAAGCGAAGAAGCAAAUAUACAAACUAAGAGCAAAUUGAACACGCACACACAUCAAGCAACAAGUUUAUAUCAGCAGAUUGUAAGAGGUUAUACAUAGUAUAUGCAUGUAGUACACACAUACAUACAUACAAACACAUACAUAUAAAAGAAUGAAAAUCUAAUUUAUUUAACUUGUAACAAAAUCAAUCAAUGUACUAGUCUAUACGUGAAGAAGGCAAAGCAGCUGAGAGCAGGCAGAGUGUUUCAGCCCCCGAGUAGUGGAGUAAAACUGUUUGAUUUGUCUUCAUUUGCAAGCCACUGUAUCCUCCUAUACUACAUACCACCACCAUUCGCAAUCGAUCUCACUAUAACGAAUUGAGAGAAUGUAAUUGUAAUGCAGUUCUCGGAGAGAAAACCAAAAUUAACCAGGAGUAUAAUGCUACAGGCACAAUCAAUAUGUUGCAUGGGAUCAAAUUAGAAAACUUUGAGAAAAACUAGCGAAAAACAAAAUACGAAACUUAGCACAGUGAGAGAGAGUGAAGUGCUGUGUGCAUUUGUGGGAGACAUUUGCUAAAACUGCUUCAAAAUUUCGUUUCUGGUAUGUUCGGGGCUAUAGAGGUGAACAAAAUAAAGCAAUAUCGAGGGCCUAGAUAAUGUGUACUUAGAGUGUAUUUCUGUAUUUCUUUCUAUUUUGUGUUUGAUGUUCAUUAUCUGUAUUACUAACCUAUGCCUACACCUAUACCUAUAUCUCUAUAUGUAUAACUGAAUGAGCUUAAACUAUGGUAAACCUUACACCCUAAAUCCUAAUCGACUCCAACUACUUAUGUUCUUUACAUGAAAGAAACCUCAUUGUUUGGAACAAAAUGCGUAACUAAAACAAAUCGUAGACGGAUAAUCAAUAACAUAUACACAUUUAAAAGCGGUAUGUGUAUAGGUAUACAUACAUACAUAUAGAGUAUAUAGAAAUUAACAAAUUAAACUGGCAUACCAGCAGACGACAGGUGUUCAAAGCUAAAAGAAACUACAUAUAAUAGAAACGGAAGAAAUAUCAAAUUUGCUACAGAUCGUUCAGCAAAUAGUAAUAAAUUAUAUAAUAUAUAUUAUAUACAUAUAUACAUAAAUAUAAACGAGUAUGUUUUUAAUCUUAAUUGGUGUCUAGUCUAUGUUCAAGACUUUAAAAGCAACAAAUUCUUGAAAACUUUCAACAAAACAAAAAGCAAAAUAAAAAUUAGAUGAAAAGAUUUAGAAAGAAAUCAAAUAAUAUAUAUCGAACGAUUAAAUUUCUAGAAAUUAAUUAAGAUGCUGAAAGUGCUGGCCAUUUUCUUCCACAUACCAACUACACAACCACCACACACGCAACUAAACACACACACACACACACACAAACAUUAACACGCAAACACACACACAAUACACAUACAUAUAUACACGCCAUAUUUGUAAACUAAUAUCAAGCAAAGCUCAAAGAAAACCGUGGAAAUCGCAGAUGAGAAAUUCUAAAAAAAUGCGCAAAAAACUUUAAAUAAAAUAAUGAAAACCUAUUCGUACUUUAACUGUUGUGUUGUAAUUAUGCAUAAAGCGUAUUUAUAUUAUGUGUAUGUGUAAUAGAAAUACUAAAAACAAAAACAAAUAAGAACCGACAA
Messenger RNA from Drosophila guanche, 3929 nucleotides. RefSeq names its product cAMP-dependent protein kinase type II regulatory subunit (gene Pka-R2). NCBI's taxonomy places the organism in Eukaryota, Metazoa, Arthropoda, Insecta, Diptera, Drosophilidae. Gene Ontology annotation, molecular function: cAMP-dependent protein kinase regulator activity. The transcript is spliced from 9 exons. Gene Ontology annotation, cellular component: cAMP-dependent protein kinase complex. The record is from RefSeq and is a predicted model, not a curated record. The coding region runs from base 441 to 1571 and encodes 376 amino acids. Gene Ontology annotation, biological process: regulation of protein phosphorylation.